Molecule: messenger RNA, 732 nt
Organism: Clarias gariepinus (North African catfish)
Lineage: Eukaryota; Metazoa; Chordata; Actinopteri; Siluriformes; Clariidae
Gene: cabp4
Product: calcium binding protein 4
Exons: 7
Coding region: 1-651 (216 amino acids)
Molecular function (GO): calcium ion binding
Source: RefSeq, a predicted model, not a curated record
AUGUCUCAGAGGAGUAAAUCGUCCUCGAGUCAAAAUUCUUCCCCUGGUUCCUCUCCUCCAGCCGAUCCUCCUUCACGCUCCUCUUUGAAAAGCAGCACUAAAGAACAAAAAGCUGGGAAUCAGAAAAGAAAGAUCAGUCAGAGCUCCGCCACGGCGUACACGUCCUUCCUGAACACACUGUUCGGACAGGACAGAAAGCUGAUGCCAGAGGAGCUGGAUGAGUUGCAGCUAGCCUUUAAGGAGUUUGAUUAUGAUCAGGACGGAUAUCUGCACUAUAAAGACGUAGCGGACUGCAUGAGGACGAUGGGGUAUAUGCCGACAGAGAUGGAGCUGAUCGAGAUCAUUCAGCAGAUCAAGAUGAAAUGGGGUGGUCAUGUAGAUUUCGAUGAUUUUUGUGAGCUAAUGGGGCCGAGAAUGCUGAUGGAGACGGCUCACAUGGUGGGAAUGCGAGAGCUGCACUGUGCAUUCAAACAGUUCGACUGUAAUGGAGAUGGAAGGAUCAGUUUUGAGGAGCUGAAGGAGUCGAUGAAGACACUGCUGGGUGAAAAGCUGAAGAAGGGAGAGCUGGAGGAGAUUCUGUCAGAUAUCGACCUCAACGGAGAUGGAACCGUGGACUUUGAUGAGUUCGUGAUGAUGCUGUCAGCUCGGUGACGUCCUUCUGGAACUCCAGCAUUGAAUUCACUUCAUUAUUAAAUGUUUAAUCAUUAAUUUAAAUAUUAAACAUCUGCUGCA